Aspergillus steynii IBT 23096 is the source of this 1608-nucleotide messenger RNA. Its product is annotated as putative MFS transporter. The coding region runs from base 70 to 1608 and encodes 512 amino acids. Gene Ontology annotation, molecular function: transmembrane transporter activity. Gene Ontology annotation, cellular component: membrane. Gene Ontology annotation, biological process: transmembrane transport. The transcript has 3 exons. Lineage: Eukaryota; Fungi; Ascomycota; Eurotiomycetes; Eurotiales; Aspergillaceae. The record is from RefSeq and is a predicted model, not a curated record.
CCCCUCAUCGCUGCCUUUCCCUCCCUCUUCUCUCCGUCUCGUUCUCAAUUCUCCGAGCGGAUAUCUAUCAUGUCAUCGAGCAAUCUUCCUCCCUCCGAGUUGGAUCGCCAGGAUACCUCCAAGUCGUCUGCGCGGGACUCCAUUCACGAUGAUACCAACAAGUUAGGGGGUUAUGCCUCGGCUCCGGGGGUUGUGGAAGAUGUAGUUCAGGUGGUGGAUCAUAAAGCUGAGCGCGCUUUAUGCCUACGAUUUGAUCUGAGAUUGCUUCCUGUCCUGGCAGUCAUGUACCUCUUCAAUGCGCUCGACAAAGGCAACCUGGGAAACGCAGAAACGGACGGACUGAGUAAAGAUCUAAACUUCAAAUCCAACGAGUACAACCUUCUCCUAUCCAUCUUCUUCGUCCCAUACGUCAUUUUCGCGCCUCCGUUCGCAAUGCUGGGCAAACGCUUCAGCCCAGCCCGCGUCCUCCCCAUACUCAUGUUCAGCUUCGGCUCCUUCACGCUCUUAUCGUCGGCGACGAAGAAUUUCGGCGGCAUCUUUGCGCUACGGUGGUUCCUCGGCAUGUCUGAAGCAGCCUUCUUCCCUCUCGUCAUCUACUACCUCACAACCUUCUACCGUCGCGGCGAACUGGCCCGCCGUCUCGCCAUCUUCUACGCCGCCUCCAAUAUCGCCAACGCCUUCUCCGGCCUCAUCGCUUUCGGCGUCUUUCAGAUCGAGCACUCCUCGAUCCCCAACUGGCGCUACCUCUUCAUAAUCGAAGGCGCCGUGACUGUCCUCUUCUCCAUUUUCGCAUUCUGGUACCUCCCCCGCAGCGCCAGCGAGGCCAAAUUCCUCUCCGCCGAGGAAAAAGCCCUCGCCUUCCACCGAAUUCAAGUCGAUUCCAGCGCGGUAGUUAAUGAACAAUUCCGGUUCCGCGAAGCCAUCGCUAUCUUCAAACACCCAUCCACAUACAUCUUCCUAGGUAUUGAAAUCUGCCUCGGAGUUCCCCUGCAAGGCGUCGCGCUCUUCAUGCCCCAAAUCAUCCAACGCCUCGGCUUCUCCACCGUCAAAACAAACCUCUACACCGUCGCCCCCAACGUCACCGGCGCCGUCAUGCUCCUGGUUCUCGCCUUUGCCUCGGACGCCGUCCGUCUCCGCUCCCCCUUUAUUGUCCUCGGCUUCCUCUUCACCUUCACCGGUUUCAUGAUCUACGCGUCCAUCGACGACGUCCAGGGCAAGAUCCAAGUCGCCUACUUCGCCACCUUCAUGAUGACAUGGGGAACGUCGGCGCCGUCCGUGCUGCUUAGCACUUGGUAUAACAACAAUAUUGCGCAUGAGGGCCGUCGCGUCUUGUUAACCAGUAUCGGCGUGCCACUGGCGAACCUGAUGGGCCUGGUCAGUAGCAAUGUGUUCCGCAGUGAAGAUAAGCCGAAGUACAUGCCGGCGUUGAUCACGGUUGCUGCGUUCGGGGCGACGGGCGCCGCGCUGGCCGCGUCAUUGGGCUUAUUCAUGUGGUUCGAUAAUAAGAGAAGGGAUCGCAGGUCUGGGCAUACUGUUCGGGCGCAGGAUGUGCCGACGGAGAGACUAAGGGAUGGGCCGGCUUCGGAUGAGUUUCGGUGGUUUUUGUGA